Messenger RNA from Seriola dumerili (greater amberjack), 3381 nucleotides. It is a transcript of the gene dgkaa, whose product is annotated as diacylglycerol kinase alpha-like. The coding region runs from base 180 to 2381 and encodes 733 amino acids. Gene Ontology annotation, molecular function: calcium ion binding; ATP-dependent diacylglycerol kinase activity. Gene Ontology annotation, biological process: lipid phosphorylation; intracellular signal transduction; diacylglycerol metabolic process. Gene Ontology annotation, cellular component: plasma membrane. The record is from RefSeq and is a predicted model, not a curated record. The transcript has 24 exons. Lineage: Eukaryota; Metazoa; Chordata; Actinopteri; Carangiformes; Carangidae.
UAGUUCACCGCUUCCACUCCGCCGACCUCCUGCCUCCAUUUAAAGUUAACGGCCACUUUGCUUCGCAUCUGAAAGCAGGAUUUUUGACCGGUUGUUGUGCUGCACCACGACGAUAUCAACAAAGACCAACAACGUGAGCGGCGACAGAAAGGCAGGCAGUUAGUGCAGAAGCAGGCACCAUGUCCACCCCCACAAACCCAGAGGUGAAGGAACUGAACCCUGUCGACUUUAUCCAGCUACAGCAGUACAUUGAAUACUGCAGCUUGAAGGUGAAAGACGUGCUGAGGGAAUUCGAUGCAGAUGGCAGUCUGGCCCGGCACAGACAUGGAGAGUGCAUCAAUGAAGAAGGUUUUCGUCUGUUCCUGAAGACUUAUUUAGAAGUGGAGGACUUCCCUUUGGCCCUCUGCCAGCGACUCUUCCGUUCCUUCCAAAACUCUGAACCCACCCAGGAAGACAGUGCCAAGGAGGUCUUUCUGAAGGAUGUUUCAUGUUACUUCUCUCUGCUGGAGGAUGGCCAGCCCAGGGACAAACUGGAGUUUGCUUUCAAACUCUAUGACAGAGAUGGCAAUGGAGUCCUCGACAGCUCUGAAGUGGAUAGGAUCAUUGCUCAGAUGAUGCAUGCUGCAGAAUACCUUGGCUGGGAUGUGUCAGAGUUGAGGCCGGUUCUGAAGGACAUGAUGACAGCAAUUGAUGCUGACAGCAGCGGCACAGUGUCUCUGGAGGAGUGGGUGGAGGGAGGCAUGAACAACGUUCCCUUGCUGGUCUUGUUGGGUCUGAAGAUGACCCAGAAGGAUGGGCAGCACCUUUGGAGGAUGAAACAUUUCAACAAGCCUGUUUACUGCAACGUGUGUCAGAGCAUGCUGCUGGGCCUGAGGAAGCAAGGGCUGUGCUGCACCUGCUGCAAAUACACAGUCCACGGGCGCUGCGCUAACAAGAACCCAGCCCCCUGCACCAGAACGUAUGUGAAGUCAAAGAAAGAAACAGGGGUUCCAGCGCACGACUGGGUGAGUGGGAACUGUGACUCGAGGAAAUGUGAUAAAUGCCAGAAGAAGAUCAAGAGCUUCCAAGGCUUAACGGGCAAACACUGUGUGUGGUGUCACACGAUGUGUCACGAUGACUGUGCAGACCAAGAGCCGACAGAGUGUACCUGUGGGCCGCUCAGAGACCAUAUCCUGCCUCCAUGGGCAAUAUAUCCUGUUAUAAAGGAGAGAACAAACAAUGUAAAGAAUGGCUGCUCGGGUUCAACAGAUGACAGCGAGCUUAAUACUACUCCUGAUGGACAAGUGCUUCAGAUCAGCCCCGUGUCAAAGACUCAUCCUCUUCUAGUGUUCGUAAACCCUAAAAGUGGGGGCAAGCAGGGAGAAAGAGUCCUGCGUAAAUUUCAGUAUUUACUGAAUCCACGGCAGGUAUACAACCUUUCAAAUGGUGGACCGGGACCAGGACUGAGUUUCUUCAGAAAUCUGCAGGAUUACAGGAUCUUGGUGUGCGGGGGAGACGGCACAGUUGGUUGGAUUCUGGACGCAAUAGACAAAGCCAAUCUGCUGGAACGGCCACCUGUUGCUGUGCUUCCUCUGGGCACAGGAAAUGACCUCGCGCGUUGUCUGCGAUGGGGAGGAGGAUAUGAUGGCGAGGAUUUGAGUCGUAUUCUUAAAGACAUUGAGGGGAGCUCUCAGGUGCUGAUGGACCGCUGGAGUGUGCAGGUCAUCACAGAUGAGAAUCAGGAGAAAGGGGACCCAGUGCCAUAUGAAAUCAUCAACAACUACUUCUCUAUUGGAGUUGAUGCCUCCAUUGCACACCGGUUUCACACAAUGAGGGAGAAACAUCCCCAGAAAUUCAACAGCAGAAUGAAGAACAAGCUGUGGUAUUUUGAAUUUGCAACUUCAGAAACCAUCUCUGCUUCCUGCAAGAAACUCAACGAAAGCCUAACAAUCGAGUGCUGUGGUACUCCACUGGAUCUCAGCAGCCUGUCUCUAGAGGGUGUUGCUGUACUUAAUAUUCCCAGCAUGCACGGUGGCUCCAACCUUUGGGGGGAGACCAAAAAAGGGGACACAAAGGGAAUGACGAGUCAGGAAGAGCCAGAAGUGAUUGUCGACCCAGAAAUCCUGAAAGUGACUUCCCAAGAUCUCAGUGACCGUCGAUUAGAGGUGGUCGGCCUUGAAGGAGCCAUGGAGAUGGGACAGAUAUACACGGGCCUCAAGAGUGCCGUGAGGCUCGCCAAGACGUCACAGAUCACCAUCAGGACGAAGAAAGCAUUACCGAUGCAGAUAGAUGGAGAGCCGUGGAUGCAGCCUCCCUGCACGAUUCACAUCACACACAAGAAUCAAGCCAGUAUGUUGAUGGCUCCUCAGGCCAAAUCAACUGGUUUUUUCAACUACAAAUAAAACCAACUGACUACAUCACCCUGUUCAUUGUAAAUAAAGGUCUGACACUUUUUUUACAUCAAAUUAGUUCGAAUGUGUAUGUUGUAGAAUAAUUGCAUCAUAACAGUAAGGCUAACUGCUUCAAAGGUUCUGCAUCUGUGUAACCUAUAACCAAAGCAUGGCACUGUAUGAAUACAAACUAUGGUAAGAUAUGUUUGCAUCGUGGCAAAAUGAAUUUAACCAAAUUUACUCAGUGUUUUUAUCAAUACAAGACAGUCUCGCUGCCGCUGUCUCAAUGCUUCACAGUCAGUGGAAAUGCUGCUCUGUAGGAACUUAAAGUAAGGUUAAGGUAAAGUGAAUAUCAUGUUUUUAAAAAAAUAUUCAGCUUCAUGUGCCUUUACAAUCUGUUCUUUAUGGUUAUGGCUUAGGUAGAAGAUGUACAGACCACUGUGUAGACGUGCACUUUGGCCAUAGACCAUGUAGUAUUGCUGUUUUGUUGUGGCUGUAAAGAUGCUGUGAAAGCCAGAUAUAUGUUUUAUUAUCAAUUUGGCACUGAGAGAGAAGGAUAGAUGAGAUUACAUUUCAGUGAUUUACUUUUUUUUUUCACACAUUUGAGAAGAUACUUGAAAGUGUUUUGGGGAACAGUAACAGGACAAUCAUUGCCAAAAGGGCUGCAUGUUGAUCCGCUGGGUGGGGCGUGGGGUGUGUGUGCGUGUGUGUGUGUGUGUGUGUGUGUGUGUGCGUGUGUCUGUAUGUGUGUCUGUGUGUGUGUGUGUGUGUGUGUGUGUGUGUGUGAGGACAGAAAGCCUCUCUGCUGUACUAGUUUAGUGCAGAAAGCUUAGAUUUGUUCACUUCUAACUUAUAAAUUAUAAUGACUUAGAUUUGAAAUUACUGGUUCAAACUUGUUUUAACAUAUACAGUCCUUAUUUAAAUGCUACAUCAGUCAUAUCAUGUCAGUAUAUCUGAAGGAUGUUAAUGUAAUAUGCCUGAAAUAACACACUGUGUAAAGAUUUAAUAAAUC